Messenger RNA from Micropterus dolomieu (smallmouth bass), 1624 nucleotides. Its product is annotated as signal-regulatory protein beta-2-like. The transcript is spliced from 6 exons. Gene Ontology annotation, biological process: response to bacterium. Bases 64 to 1122 code for a protein of 352 amino acids. Lineage: Eukaryota; Metazoa; Chordata; Actinopteri; Centrarchiformes; Centrarchidae. The record is from RefSeq and is a predicted model, not a curated record.
CGCAGUCUUAGUAGGUCAGAACUGUUGUGGAGAAGAAGCAGGAUCAGAGAAGCAGCCAAAAAGAUGGUGUCCUUUGUGAAUGUUAUCCUGCUCUGGUCUUUGUGUGUGGCACAGCAUAGUGACAUCUCUCAGCCGGUUCCUUUCCAAACAGUGAAGCUUGGAGACUCAGCUACUAUUGAGUGUCACAUAAGGAGUGAGAUGGGAAAAAGAGUGUGGUACAAGACUACAGGGAAAAAACUGCAGCUUGUGGUAGAAAUAAACUCCAGCUAUAAUGUGAGUGUAUUUAGUGCUGAAUUUCAUCACCGUUAUUCAGUAAGAUUUGACAAAUUCAUCAGUAAUCUGAGCAUAUCUGUAACAACAUGGGAGGACGUUGGAACAUACUUCUGUGGAGUAAUGCACUUUGACAGCAUCAAGUUUGGACCAGGAACCUUUUUAAUGCUGAAAGGUGCAAAGAUGAUCAGCGACUCUGUCGUCCAGCAGCCAGAGUCUCAGUCAGUCCAGCCAGGAGACUCUGUGACUCUCAGCUGUUCUGUUCACACUGGCCACUGUGCAGCAGAACACGUUAGUGUCAUGUGGCUGAAAACCUCAGAUCAUUCUGCUCCAGAAAUGAUUUACUCCUCUGGAAAUAAGAAUGACAUCUGCCAGAGGAUUGAGAGCGGAGAAACUACCUGUGUGUCCAACCUUCUCAUGAGGAACCUCAGCUCUGAUGAUGCUGGAGCCUACUGCUGUGUUGUGACUUUGUGUGGACAGAUACUGUUUGGAAAUGGGACCAGGAUUAAUAUUCACAGUAAGACAGAAACUGUCACUGUAAAAUACUUCCAAUUCCUAGUAAAUCAUAUAAAUGACACCAAGCCACCUGAACAGAGUCCAACCGUUAUCGCACUGACGCUGUCAAACAUCAUUCUUGGGACUGUGACAGUCUUUCUUAUAUGGACACUUUGCAAGAGGAAAGAUUCCACAGAGGCAACUGAUGGAUGUUCAGAAGGCAAUCAGACUAGUGAUGCAGUUAUCUAUGAAGAUUUGUGUUCUGUUCCCAGAAGCCUCCCAGCCAGUCAAACCUCAGUGAGAUCCAGUGAAGACUCUGUAGUUUAUUCUGACAUCAAAUACUGUCCGCAGAACUGAGUUGGGUGAUCUGGGGAAUGCAGAUAAACCAGGUAGAAUGAAGAAUGCCUUGCUACUAAACAAAUAUAUAUCUAUCUAUAUAUGUUUAGUGGUAUAACAACUUUAAAAUAUGAGAUUUAGCUUUGUCAUGUAUGAAGAAGUCAGCCACUGGAGCUUAGCUCUCCCUGAUUAAAACUGUACUCAGCAACUUCACAUCUUUUCAGCAUGAAUGGUAUAUUUAAAUACUGUUGAAUGUGCUACAGACUGAGCUACUGCCACCCCAAUAUCAUGCCGCUGAUUCUGAACAAAGCAAUGGUUUACUGUUUUAGAUGCUUUUUAUUUAAUUGAAUUCUUAAAUUUAAUUUCAGUACUAACGACUAUGGAAAUACUAAAUUGCUGAGUAAACAUUUAUUGUUGGGUAUGUGUGUGCUGCAACAAAUAACUGAAUGACCUGCUGAAUCUGAAUAAUGCUUUUGUUGAUUAUUAUUGUCAUUUUUCUGUGGUUGGUCUAGUUUGAAGCCUU